Messenger RNA from Echinostoma caproni, 990 nucleotides. The record is from the annotation of a GenBank genome assembly. NCBI's taxonomy places the organism in Eukaryota, Metazoa, Platyhelminthes, Trematoda, Plagiorchiida, Echinostomatidae.
AUGUCAUGCGAUAUCUCGCGAGCAUUUCAUACACUGAUCCGUGCAAUCCAAACAACCGAUGAGAUUAAACAAAAGAAUAAUGCACGCACGCGACCGUCAAAAUCUGCAAAUACGUUCUCGUUUUGGAACCGAGCUGCCCGAUUGCGUUCCAAUUUAGAAGUUUUGGCGGACUACGUGAAACGUGUUCAACAGCUCACAGCCACCACCGUGGGUAACGCCUUCAAACAACGCGCUCAUUCUGAACUAACCAAUCAGGUGACCGAAUUGAUUGAGCAAUGCACGGCAUUACUGAUUCAGCUGAAGGAAGUGUCCCGAUUGAAUGAAGGCGGUCAACAACUAACGCCUAGUCAACAGCAAUUGCGACAACAUCGCCAGGUCAUUUACGAGUCACUGGAACUGGAACUGAACAAAUUGAAAAAGUUGCGAGACGCGGAGACCGAAAGACAGCGUCACCUGAUGGAACUUACCGGGAGCUUGGCUUCCGGCGUACGAUCGGUUUCACCCUCCCUCCUCCAUUUUGAUGAGCUCCAUUCGGGCACCGGAUAUGACUCUCCCUAUCAUUCUGUCAGGAACCGUAGCAGCGUGGUUCGGAACCGUACAUCACCGCCUUCGUCGCUCCCGGAACCCCAACUGUCCAGUCAGGUUGUUGAGCAACCCGAAUUGACGGACAAUGAGGUCCAGACGUUCGAGUUGGAGAAUCGGUUGCUAUACAAUCAUCUGAGCGGUCAACGGGAAGAUAUAACACAAGUAGCUCGAGCAAUCACGGAAAUUGGCCGUCUCAAUCAAGCUCUAUCCAUGCAUUUGACUGAUCAGCUUGAGGCUACACAACAAAUCUCCACAAACGUGACCAAUGCGACGGAGGACGUUAUGCAGGGAAAUGAACAACUGCGAGCCGCGCUGAGUAACAAAGCUAGUAUGCAAUUCUGGAUCCUGUUCGUUCUCAUGGUGCUGACGUUCUCCGUUCACUUCCUUGAUUGGUACUACCCGUGA